Hemiscyllium ocellatum (epaulette shark) is the source of this 5219-nucleotide messenger RNA. RefSeq names its product signal-induced proliferation-associated 1-like protein 2. NCBI's taxonomy places the organism in Eukaryota, Metazoa, Chordata, Chondrichthyes, Orectolobiformes, Hemiscylliidae. The coding region runs from base 540 to 4244 and encodes 1234 amino acids. The transcript is spliced from 16 exons. Gene Ontology annotation, molecular function: GTPase activator activity; protein binding. Gene Ontology annotation, cellular component: Golgi apparatus; cytoplasm; plasma membrane. Gene Ontology annotation, biological process: activation of GTPase activity; establishment of epithelial cell polarity; regulation of small GTPase mediated signal transduction. The record is from RefSeq and is a predicted model, not a curated record.
GAGAGAGAGAGAGAGAACAUACACACAGACAGAACAGCAUCUGGUAACAUCUGAAACCGGGCUGCAUGAAACAGUAGGUCAUGUUGAUUUUGACCAUGCAAAAAUUCAUACUCAACAGCCAGAAAUGAAGGAAACCAGCACGAGAUUUGAUCUGCAAGGCUGAAGAUAUUCGAUGUAGGUCUGUGAUUGAAAGCACCAUUAUGCUCCCUUAAUUAUUGAACUGUUGACCUUCACAAUUGCCUCACUGUUCUAUGUCACUUCUCCUGUCCCCUGUAAUGGCCUCCGCCUCUUCAGUGAUUCGGUGCUGUUUGGGACGAAGGGAGCAGUUGUUCUGAGGAUGUAAGGUACCUAUGCGGAGUCCUCCAAUUGAGUUUCCAUGCAAGGGGAAGAGAUGUUCUUUCCCCAACCAACCAAGGCUCGUGCCCGGCAAUCUCGGGCACUCUCAAGCCAGUAACUCACUCCCCCAACACGUGGGUGCCGUUGUCCUGUGCGUGAGGAACUGCAAGGGAGGGAGGAUCCCACUUUAAGGGGUACAGGACAUGCAGUCGGACGAUUUUUUCUACAGGAAGUUCAAGAGGAACAACCACCGGCCUUUGCUGUCGGCAGUGAACUUUGAAACCAAGGCAACUAGGUCAACUCCUGAGCCUGUCGGGACGACAGUGCGGGCCAGGAUUUCAGAAUGGCCACCCCGGCGGGAGUCGCUGGAGGAUGGGGCUGCGAGGAAUCAUGGCAGUGAAGAUAAAGGGCCCUGUCGACCCCUUGACGAGGCUACUGGCACCAAGGGCAACAUGAAGGAGGAGACGCAGGAGUGUGAGACUGUGCAGCUGGUGGCCAAGAUGACAGCACAGGGACGCAACCCGGUGAUCCAGCGCAGCAACAGUGAGGUGACCAUCACGGAUAGCAGCUGCAGCCAGGACUCAGACCAGCGGGCUGCUCACCCUUCCCCUGGGGCAGCCCUCCACCGGGACUACGGUAGUGCCUCCUCUAUUGAGCGUCAGCAGUCGCGGGAUGGAGAAGGUGAAGCCAAUCGGUCAGGGUCAGAGGUCACCAGUGCCGCUCGAUUCCAAGACCCCUACUUGCUGCUGGGCCUGACAGAGAGCCCUGGUGCCGAGGAGAAAGCAGCAAAGUGGAGGCCAAAGCUUGCGGUGGAGCCACCCGCUGAGGCCUCAGUGUUCCGAAAGCUCAAGACCCAGAAAAGUGACCCAGAGAGCCCAAGGUCACCACCCCCAGCAUCAGCACUGGUGCCGAGCCAGAACGACACUUGCCAACCCUGGGCCAGUGCCAGGAACGUGGUCCACUAUGACGUGCAGAGCAUCCUGUUUGACCUGCACCGCGCUGUCUCCAACCGUGACAGCACUGGGCGGCGCAAGAACAUCAUCACCGGCGCCUCUGCCGCUUCCCAGCUGCCCGCACAGCCUACCUCGCCCAGCAACAGCGGCAGCACCGAGGAGCUCCACCAGUUGUUGGCCAAAGGGGUCGUGCCAACAGCGGCCGGUGGUAGCACCGGAGGAGACCAGGGUGAUGGCAAGGACACCCAGCUGGUCCUAAGCUGCCCACAUUUCCGCAAUGAGGUGGGUGGCGAGGUGGAGCCACAGAAUGCCAGCCAGUGCCCCAAUGCUGCUGUGUCUGUGCUGGAGGAACCCCGGGAGAGCUAUCUGGCUCGGCAAGGGACGGCUGCUUACUUCAUCGAGCAUGCAGACCUGGGCGCCAACUAUUACCGAAAGUAUUUCAGCGGCAAAGAACAUCAGAACUUCUUUGGAACAGACGAGACCCUUGGGCCAGUAGCAGUGAGCCUCAGGCGAGAGGACAAAGACAAGGAUGCAGGGAGCAGCUCGCAGUAUUACUACAGGAUCAUUGUCAGGACCACAGAGCUGCGGACUCUCCGUGCGUCAAUCCUGGAGGAGUCAUUUCCCUCAUCCGUCCGUCAUGGCACGCAGAGGGGGAUUUCGCCAAAGAAACUUCUGGAAUAUGUGGUACCAGGGCUGAACGUCCAGUGUCUCCGUUUGGCAUCCAGUUCUCCCAAAGUGCCGGAAAUGCUGCUGAAGUUAGACGAACAAGGGUUAUCCUUUCAGCGGAAAGUGGGGAUCAUGUACUGUAAAGCGGGACAGAGCACAGAGGAGGAGAUGUACAACAAUGAAACUGCUGGCCCGGCCUUUGACGAGUUCCUCGACCUCCUGGGCCAGAGGGUGAAACUGAAGGGCUUUGAGAAAUAUCGAGCUCAGCUGGAUAACAAGACGGACUCCACAGGCACUCAUUCGCUCUAUACCACGUAUCAGGAGUACGAGAUUAUGUUCCACGUGUCAACUAUGCUUCCCUACACUGCCAAUAAUAGCCAACAGCUUCUAAGAAAGCGUCACAUUGGCAAUGAUAUAGUCACCAUCGUCUUCCAGGAGCCCAGAGCUGGCCCGUUCACACCAAAAACAAUCCGAUCGCACUUCCAACAUGUCUUCCUAGUAGUACAAGUUCACAAUCCCUGCACCGAGGAGGUGUCAUACAGUGUUGCGGUCACCCGAUCGAAGGAUAUUCCUGAGUUUGGGCCCUUUUUCCAGAAGGGGGUGACUUUCCCUAAAUCGGCCAACUUCCGGGAUUUUUUGCUUGCCAAAGUGGUCAAUGCUGAGAAUGCAGCAGAGAAGUCAGAAAAGUUCCAUGCCAUGGCCACCAGAACACGGCAGGAGUACCUCAAGGACCUAGCGGAUAACUAUGUUACCACAGCUACUCUGGACUCCUCCUCGUCCAAACUGGCAGCCAUCAUCUCGCUGCCUACCAAGAAGAAGGAGAAGCAGAAGUUAAACCGAGCCCCCGAGAUGCAUAGUGCCGGUGCUCUAGUGUGGAGUGUUACUGCCCGCCUGGCACAUGCCCCUGAGGAAGCUGAGUGCAUCCUGGGAAUCUCCAAUGAGUUUGUCGUGCUGCUUGAUCAGAAGUUGCGAAUGGUUGUGUGGAAUUGCUCCUGCCGGGAUGUGAUUGGUUGGACCUUGUCUCCGGGGACCAUUAUAAUUUAUUAUGAGCGAGGAGAAUUCGCAGUGGUUAAGACUUUGGAAAGCCAGCCAGAUGACAUCACUGAAAUUGUUCAGCGGCUGGAGGUCGUAACCACAGGAUGUGAAACGGAAGAGCUUGUCCUCCUCAGGAACAGUGUCCACCAUCUGGGCUUUCAAACCAAUGGAGAAGGAAUUGUGACCCAGGUGGAGAAGAAAGGCUACGCUGAUCUGAAGGGCCUAAAGCUUCACAGCCGGUUGGUCAGGAUCUGUGAGAUUCCGGUGGUGUCCCUGUCAUUCAAGGAGAGGGCAGAGUGUCUGAGGAAGGCCAACAGCGUGAGGAUAACCGUCAUCCCACCUGACAACAAGGGCAAGCCAAGAAUGAGUUUUUCUGAGCUGUACCGAAAGUCAAUCGAAGAGACCGAGCGAAAGGGUGACAGAGUGACAGACUCAGGCCUGGGGUCUCCUUGCUUGCGAUUCCUAAGGACGUCCUCACUCCAAGAAACCCGCAAUAUCAGUUCAGAAGGGGACCAGUGCCUGACAAUGCGUAGCUGCUCUCUGGAGAAGACGUCUGUCCAAAGCCAGAGGACCAAGGAGGACACUGACUUCAGUUCGCUAAAGACAUCACCUCCUGAUCUCAUCUUGGCUGCAAACUCUCAGCAUCUGCUGCCUUCUGGAAACCUGCAGCCAGAUCCAGGUGACACCCAGGCUGCUAUUCUCCAACACACUCUCUCUGGGACCAACUCUGCAGAGAUUUUCUCCAGUUGUUCCAGCGGCUCUGAUCCUGACCUUCAGAACCCCCAACAGGCCCUUCGGACAGAAUCCAUAUUGAGCGAUUCACCUGCUGGUUCCAACCAAAACUUGCCACCUGGCCUCAAAUUAGAUGAUACUGUGACCUCUGAUAACUCCAACACUGAGUGGCAGUCACUGGCAGACAUAGCUUCAUACUGUGAUAGCCUGGUACAGUCUCUUUCCUUGGAAGAUGAGAGCACAGUGGAGCCAUCCAGAGCAGAUGACAAGGUUGAUUUAAUGGAAACGGGCAGACCAAGUCAAUCCUCAGGCCUCAAUGAGAAAGUGGUUCAUUUGGAAGCUAUUGUCAAGCAACUGCGUGAGAAGUUGAUCAAGGAGCAAGAGGACAAGGCUUUGCUGGAGACUGAGGUGGAGCAGCUGCGGCAGAACAACCAGCGUCUUCAUCUGGAGUCACAGACCACGGUGUGCCACCUCUUAAAAGUAACUGAAUUACUGUGCCGUACUGCCCCAAAGCCUUCAUAGUGUGCAUUAAGUAGGAGGGAGUGAGAAUUCGCUGGUUCUCUGUACCUGGGUGGGACCUGCCUCUCAGUGGCGAGAAAGGCCAGCAAGUUGUAUCUGGCACUGACUCGUUUUUCUCUGGAAUCUUUCGGCACUGGGCUGCUGCUCUGUCAGAGUUCCUUUUUUUUGUGUUGUGUUAUUCUUUCUACUGUGGUUUAGUGCUUCUAGCAUCAUAACACUGACAGCACGUUGUGUACAUACAUAUUUCAGGGAGUACACUUUUUGCCUCCUUUGGUGCUCUGCUAACUUUGGGAACAUUUUCGCCAUCACUGUAUGGGAACAGGAGUUGACCGUUUGGUCUAGCUGGUCUAUGCUCUUCAUGAGCCUCCUCCCAUCUGUCUCCCCCAUUUCCACCUCACCCUGUCAGCGUGACCUUGGCAGCUUUUUUAACUGACGUUUCCCUUAAUAAUUACAAAAUAUGACUUUUUUUUAAGCUUUAUGGAGUCCAACCAGAGAACAUGGGGCUUGUAAAUGUUAAAGCUCACAGAGGCCAAUGGUGUCAAUUUCACCUACACCCUCACCUGGACUUUGCUGCAUGCUGUGGGUUGGGUUGUGGUGGGGUUGGUGUGAUAGCACAUGGAAUCAAUGUGUGGUUAGCAUGUGCACCAUCUACUGUUUGGCAGUGUGAAGAAAGUGUGCAAUUCAAUAUGGCAGAAGGGAUGCAGAGAUGCUGGUUUGACCUUGUCGAUGAAUCCAUGCCUUCCAGCCUCUCAGCCCUCCAGUGGCCAGGAGAUGAAAGACAGCAAGUGUCACCAUUCACAAGGUGAUCAGCCUGGGUAGACCCUUCGAAAAGGACCUGGGUUUUCCUUAGCACUUGUGCUGCAUCACGUCAUAUCAAAUUAAUGUGGAAAAUUACGCUGAGUUUUCCCAUAGCUUAUGUAAUACAUUCCAAAGCCAAACAGAAAAAAUCUUUAAAUAAAUGAUAAUCUUUUUAAUGUC